Dunckerocampus dactyliophorus (ringed pipefish) is the source of this 2614-nucleotide messenger RNA. It is a transcript of the gene poc1b, whose product is annotated as POC1 centriolar protein B. NCBI's taxonomy places the organism in Eukaryota, Metazoa, Chordata, Actinopteri, Syngnathiformes, Syngnathidae. The record is from RefSeq and is a predicted model, not a curated record. The coding region runs from base 442 to 2340 and encodes 632 amino acids. The transcript has 12 exons. Gene Ontology annotation, molecular function: protein binding. Gene Ontology annotation, biological process: cilium assembly. Gene Ontology annotation, cellular component: centriole; ciliary basal body.
GGCCAGUAUGGUUGCUAAGAGGCGGAAAACAUUUUACUUCAUUGAAGAUGCGGCUACAUCAUUUUUGAGCUGUUUUCUCUGGAUAUGAAGUCACAUCGUCAUCCACUUUCGAUGAUUGUGUCACUUGACGAGCCCUGUUCAUUCAAUUUGUCAUUAUGCACGAAUGCAGUAGAUAUUGCAUUCGCAAUGAUGACUUAGUUUUCUCGUACUUGUCUCGUGGGAAGAGUUAUGGUGUGUGCAAUCCACCUGCUAGCUGUCGUGAAAAGUGUAGAACUUCUACUGCAGGAAUGCAUUUAAAUUAAAGCGCAAACACGUUUACUGGGAAGGCGUUAUUAUUUGAUCUGGUUUCGACUGGUCUGGUCUAGGGAGUUUCCUGAGGGCGCAAUGUUUGACUGUCAUGGAGGAAGCGUUCAAGUAAUACAACUUUAAGGCUGUCGCACGAUGGCCUCAGUAAUGGAGGAUCCUUGCAUGGAAAGGACCUUGAAGGGCCACAAAGAUGCUGUUACCUGUGCACAUUUCAGUCCAAGCGCUAAACAACUGGCCUCUGGCUCAGCUGACAAGAGCUUGAUGAUCUGGAAUCUGGCCCCCAAGGGGAGGUCUCUGCGCUUCAUCAACCAUCAGGACAUCGUCACCGCGGUCCAGUUCUGUCCUGUGGGAAACCUGGUGGCGACCUCCUCCAAGGACAGGAUGGUGCGACUGUGGAAGCCGACAAUGAAAGGAGAGUCGACAGUGUUCAAAGCGCACACGGCCACCGUACGCAGCGUCGCCUUCUCCCACGAUGGACAGAGGCUGGUGACGGCGUCCGAUGACAAGACUCUGAAAGUGUGGAGCGUCAGCCGGCGAUGUUUCAUCUACUCGCUCAACCAGCACACCAACUGGGUGCGAUGCGCCAGAUUUUCUCCCGAUGGGCGCCUUAUUGUUUCCUGUGGGGACGACCGCACCGUCAGGCUGUGGGACACGUACAGCAAAAACUGCAUCAACUGUUUCAGCGAUUACAGCGGAUCAGCAACAUUUGUGGACUUCAACUCAAGAGGCACCUGUGUCGCAUCCUCUGGGGCUGACAGCACGCUUAAAAUCUGGGACAUACGCACCAAUAAGCUCAUCCAGCAUUAUCAAGUCCACAGUGCAGGCAUCAACAGCUUCUCCUUCCACCCGUCUGAUAACUACAUGAUCAGCGGCUCCAGCGACAGCACCAUCAAGAUUCUGGACCUACUAGAGGGACGCCCCAUUUACACCCUUCAUGGACACAAGGGCGCCGUACUCACUGUGUCUUUUUCCGGUGCUGGAGAUCACUUUGCUUCUGGGGGAGUGGAUUCUAAGGUUAUGUUGUGGAAGACAAACUUUGACACCAAAUCGUACCGGGAAGUUCUGCAGCAGCACAGCAGAAGGUCCACACCCGAUCCCCCACCCCACCUGACUGACAUAUACCCCCGCACGCCCCACCCUCACCUGAUGCAGCCUGCAGACAUUCAGGUCGGUCCAGGCGUGGCAGACACCCACACACCUGACCCACACGUCGUCGAGAUACGGGACUCCGGUCAAGACAACAUACACCACAGCACCGUCCACGCCCCUGAUGCGCCGUUUCACCAUCCUGCUGCCGUGACAGAAGAUGACGACAGCACAGAGGAAGACACGACCGAGGAGGACAGCAGCAGUGAGGAGGCAGAGGUAGAAAGCUACAAAGCUAGUAGACGAAAACGACAAGAGGACACGACCAGAAGGGACGCCCGAGCGGAUGGUGAAGGAAGUCGAGGAGAGCGGAGAGAGGACAAGGCCAGGAAGGACACCCGUGUGGGCAGAGACGGAAGUAGACGAAAGCAUAGGGAGGAAGAGAACAGGAAGGACACUAGUGUGGUCAGAGGAGGACGUGGAAGAAAGCAUAGGGAGGACAAGACCAGACGGGACAACCAUGUGGACAGAGAAAGAAGUAGACGAACGCAUAGGAAGGGCGAGACCAGACGGGAUAUUCAUGUGGACAGAGAAGGAAGUAGACAAAAGCAUAGGGAGGACGAGAACAGAAAGGAAGCACGUGAGGAGAUAGAAAGAAGUAGACAAAAGCGAAGAGAGGAUGAGACCGGAAAGGGACGCGGGGUCCCACCAGAGGACACCUCAAGUCCUCCGCAUCCUGAUGGUCAUCACAUUGUUCAGCCUGCCCUGAACUCCAUCUUGGAGCACAUCGUUCAACAGCUGGAUGUACUCACGCAGACUGUUUCACUGCUGGAGGACCGUCUCACCAUGACAGAGGACAAGCUGCAGGAGUGUCUCCCACCGCCGCAGCAAACACGACGAGGAGACAGCGGCACGACAGACAAACCGCCCGAGGACCACCUGAGAUGAGACACGGGACGGUCCGAAUAUUAGAUGUUCACAUCAGCUGCCCUUUAAUGGGAGGCUUUUUGUGUUUUACUCAGGAAGUCAUGUGAUUACACACAGGAAAUUCUGGACAUUGAUGUGAUUCUGUUUUCAUGUUUCGACCUCUGGAAGCAUGAAAACAAGACACUUUGACUUUUGGGACAUUUGCAAGCUUUGCCUUCACAAGUAAUUCCCCAAUUACAAUUACACAAUUACAUUCUCUUGAAAAUAUAAGUUAUGUAAAUAAAGGUCAUUUUUA